UAUGCUUCCGUAUUUGUCGAAUGAAGACGAUUACGAGGACUUCGAAUCUAGUAGAAGUGAUGUAGAUUAUAUUGAAACAGAAAGAACCUCUCAAAUAUUUCGUAUAGCUGAACCUUUAGCCACGGAAAGACCCACAGAAGAUGAUUUUGAAUCUGAUGAUGAAUCUUUUGGAUCGAGAGAAAUGAGUUCCUUAAUGGCUGAUACUGAAAUAGAAGUUAACAGUGAUGAUGAAAAGGAAAUUAUGAAACAAAUAAAGGAAGAGAUUACUAUGAAAUUAAAGAAAGAUAUGAAAACAGAGCUUGAUCUUAUCGAAGAAAAAAAGAAAAACUUACAUGAAGAGAAACUCGCUUCAGACGAAGAAGACGAAGAAGAAAUAGAUCCAAAGCUAAAGGAAGCUAUUAUUCAAAUGAAAAAGCUUGACAGAAUACUUAAGAAGAAAGUAAAAAGAGAAAAAGAAGUGAAGCGUGAUCGAAUACUUCUUGAGAGGAGACUAAAAGAAGAAUUGCAACAGCUUGCAAAUGACAAGGGCGAAAGUCGAGAAGUUAAACAAAAUAUGUCUAAAUUUUUGGCGCUGACGUUACCUGUAAGUCAUAAUCAAGGGGUAGAUGUGGAAAAAGAUGAUUUUUCUAUGUCUCCUCCCCUCUCUCCCGUCUUUGCAACACAACCCCCUGAGCAACCUGGAUCUCAAAGAUCACAAAACACUCAGAACAGCGCUUCUGAAAAAUCGAGUGAAAGGGGCAAAUCAAGAAGUAAUCCUAGCCAAGCUUCGUCAACUUCAAUGAAAAAUAGAAGGAAAAAUUUCAUAAAAAGAAAUAAAGAGCUUGCAGCGGAUGCUGCAAAUUCAAUAGCAAUGACUGAUGACGAAAAAAAGAGGCUUGCCGACCUUUUGAGCGAUAUUGACAAUAUACCAGACAGUAUUGAAGAAAGUAGCGUUUAUUCAGGGCAUACACUAACAACAGUAUCAGUUCCGAGUGAAAGGGGAUUUCAACCUGAAAUUGAAGAACAAGAACGCCUUGAAGCAAUAGAUUCGAAGCUGAAGUUUCUUUUACCACCAGAAGAAUUUGACGCAAUGACUUAUGUAUCAAAAGAUAGUGAAAGUUCCAAAAGUCGAAUUUUUUCUAGAUCUAAGAAGCCUAUAAUUGAGGUGGAUGAACCAGGAGAAGAAGUACUCCUCUGGCAACAAAGAAAUAGAGAGGAAUCUGAUAAGCUAUUAUAUAUUGAAAAUCAAUUAAAAUCUUUGUCAGAAGCUGUAGAGGAAGAGAUAGAAUCCCCAAAAUUGACCGAUGAACAACUGCUGGAACUAUUAGAACAAUGUAACAGAACUAUAUCUAACGGAGAGAGCAUCACAGGAUCAAGUCGGUCAGGAGAUACCUUAACAAAUAUAACAACCCCAUCGACUAACCGGCAACCUUCUCUGCCCGCUAUAGAUCCAAAGGGAACUCUUAUAACACAAAAUAUUAAUAACAGGUCUUCUGCUUCUUCAAUAAGAUCUAGUUGUUCUAACUCCAGUCGGUAUUAA
This is a messenger RNA of Dimorphilus gyrociliatus, 1519 nucleotides long. The record is from the annotation of a GenBank genome assembly. NCBI's taxonomy places the organism in Eukaryota, Metazoa, Annelida, Polychaeta, Dinophilidae.